AUGGAACACUCAACUCUGACAUACAAUCAUGAUCAGCAAGUCAAGGCAAUGAGCAUAACAGAUCUGAGGUAUUUGGCAGGACUGAAGAUGGCAGAUAGAAACAAGCAGAAAAUGGGAUAUGAUAUUAAUAGUCAAAACUUAAACAUACUGCUGGGAAAAGAUUUGAAGGAGCUGUUGAGAUGCGGAGCCAUCAAAAGGAAUCAGAUUGAACAACUCAAUGACUGCAAAGCCACACCUCUGGGAUUAUGGAGUUGUUGGCCCGGCCAAAUCAACAAUGGAUUGGGUGACCCAAAGAAAUCAGUACAUGACAAUGAAGGCUUGAGGAAACGGUAUGGUGGGAGGAUUUUUGACACUUUCCUGGUCAUGUGGAACCAUCAUGGUAUCUUACAAUCUGCAGACAUGAAAUCUUCACAAUUUGAUAUUCAACUACGCUAUACAAGGGGUAUGACUUAUCUUGAAGGGGCAGUCCCAGUCCCAGCCCAACCAGGCCUCUAUGACCCAAAGAGCCUGCGCCAGUGGGAGUUGAGGGCUGUCAAACCAAAGAUCUGA
Molecule: messenger RNA, 549 nt
Organism: Melampsora larici-populina 98AG31
Lineage: Eukaryota; Fungi; Basidiomycota; Pucciniomycetes; Pucciniales; Melampsoraceae
Exons: 4
Coding region: 1-549 (182 amino acids)
Source: RefSeq, a predicted model, not a curated record